Messenger RNA from Trichechus manatus latirostris (Florida manatee), 1161 nucleotides. RefSeq names its product sulfotransferase 1A1. The coding region runs from base 170 to 1057 and encodes 295 amino acids. Gene Ontology annotation, biological process: sulfation. The record is from RefSeq and is a predicted model, not a curated record. NCBI's taxonomy places the organism in Eukaryota, Metazoa, Chordata, Mammalia, Sirenia, Trichechidae. Gene Ontology annotation, molecular function: aryl sulfotransferase activity. The transcript has 7 exons. Gene Ontology annotation, cellular component: cytoplasm.
GAAUAAACUUCUGUUUGUUAAAGCCAUCCACUUGUGGUAUUUCUGUUAAUAGCAGCACUAGAUAACUACGACAGUCCUUAUUUUAAAAUAAAGCAAGAAUUCAGCACAUGCCAUUGUUGUGUUGCUACCCAGGGAAGUGGGCUAUAUCGCUGGCCCCUGACUUGGUAGCAUGGAACUACUUCAAGGCGACCUCCGCCAGCCCCUGGAGUAUGUGAAGGAUGUCCCACUCAUCAAGUACUUUGCAGAGGCGCUGGGGCCACUACAGGACUUCCAAGCCUGGCCCGAUGAUCUGCUUGUCAGCACCUACCCGAAAUCUGGUACCACCUGGGUGAGCGAGAUCCUGGACAUGAUCUACCAGGGUGGCGAUCCAGACAAGUGUAGCCGGGACCCAAUCUUCAUCCGGGUGCCCUUCCUCGAGUUCAAGGCCCCGGGGGUUCCCUCAGGUCUUGAGUCCCUGAAGGAUAUACCAGCUCCCCGGAUCCUCAAGACGCACUUGCCUCUGGCCCUGCUCCCCCAGUCUCUGCUGGAUCAGAAGGUCAAGGUGAUCUAUGUUGCCCGCAAUGCAAAGGACGUGGCUGUCUCCUAUUACCACUUCUACCACAUGGCCAAAGUGCACCCUGAUCCUGGCACCUGGGACAGCUUCCUGGAGAAGUUCAUGGCUGGGGAAGUGUCCUAUGGGUCCUGGUACCACCACGUGCAGGAAUGGUGGGAGCUGAGUCACACCCACCCUGUUCUCUAUCUCUUCUAUGAGGACAUGAUGGAGGACCCCAAAAGGGAGGUUAAGAAGAUCUUGGAGUUUCUGGGGCACUCCCUCCCUGAGGAGACUGUAGAUCACAUCGUCCAACGUACGUCUUUCAAGGAGAUGAAGAAGAAUCCCAUGACUAACUACAGCACUUUGCCCCUUGAAAUCAUGGACCAUGGCAUUUCUGCCUUCAUGAGGAAAGGCACCACGGGGGACUGGAAAAAUACCUUCACUGUGGCCCAGAACGAGCGCUUUGACAUCCACUAUGCUGAGAAGAUGGCAGGCUCACCCCUCAAUUUCCGUUCACACCUGUGAGAGGUGUUAACAGGGGAGUGGUGUAAAACAAGGCUGGUGUGGCCUCAAGGAUAAAAUAUGGUUUGUGUUAAACGGAGAGCCUCUGUUGGAAACAAAGAGAGUAA